Raphanus sativus (radish) is the source of this 2061-nucleotide messenger RNA. RefSeq lists its product as uncharacterized. The coding region runs from base 1 to 2061 and encodes 686 amino acids. The transcript is spliced from 4 exons. The record is from RefSeq and is a predicted model, not a curated record. NCBI's taxonomy places the organism in Eukaryota, Viridiplantae, Streptophyta, Magnoliopsida, Brassicales, Brassicaceae.
AUGACGUUUUCUCCAUCCGAGGUAAACUUGAUCGAUGGAGAAACAGAACCGACGAGUAAGACAUACUUUCAGUUGUGUCGCUAUCGGUGGGAUUGGCCGUCGCUGGUCUCCUCUUUGGUGGGAUUGGCCGUCGCUGGUGGUCUCCCUCGGUUGUGUCGCCGAAGGGAAAAUGGAAGAAAAGGGAAAAUGGGGGAGAAUCGGGGGGAUGGUUUGGGAAAUGGAGAAAGGAAAUUGAGAUAUAGCUGGGUGGGUAUAGGAGAUGAUGUCCCGUUGUUGAUGGAGAAUCUAUUGUUAGCUACUGAAUUAGUUAAAGACUAUCACAAGAGUGAGAUAUCUCCGAGAUGCGCCAUGAAGAUAGACAUAUCUAAAGCGUUUGAUUCAGUCCAGUGGCCAUUUCUCCUCGCCACAUUAGAAGCUUUGGGGUUUCCUGCUAAGUACAUACACUGGAUCAGAUUAUGUAUAUCAACAGCGUCUUUUUCGGUGCAAGUGAAUGGGGAGCUUGCGGGCUAUUUUAAUAGUGCUAGAGGGCUUCGUCAAGGUUGUGCUCUAUCCCCUUCACUAUUCGUAAUAUGUAUGAAUGUUCUGUCAAAGUUGUUGGAUAAAGCGGCUGUUGAUAGACUGGUGGGAUAUCAUCCAAGAUGCAAGAAUGCUCUCUUGACACAUCUUUGCUUUGCGGAUGAUAUUAUGGUUUUCACAGAUGGGCAGAAGAGGUCAGUAGAAGGAAUUCUCCAGGUUUUUAAUGACUUUGAAAAGCUUUCGGGUCUCAAGAUCAGUUUGGAGAAAUCGACUCUGUAUAUGGCUGGGAUUUCUGUUGAGAACCAGAGUGCUAUUCUUGAGAACUUCCCUUUUGAAGCAGGUCAAUUGCCGGUCCGCUAUCUGGGUUUGCCACUUCUCACAAGGAAAAUGACAGUCUCAGAUUACUUACCAUUGAUGGAGAAGAUCAAGACCAGGAUGUGUAAUUGGAAUGGGAGAUUUUUGUCAUACGCAGGGAGACUCCAACUUCUUAAAUCUGUCAUCAUGAGUUUGGCGAAUUUCUGGUUUUCAGCGUUUAGACUUCCUCGGCAAUGCAUAAAUGGGAUUGAGAAAUUAUGUGCAGCAUUCUUAUGGUCAGGGCCUGAGUUGAAUACGAGAAAAUCUAAAGUUAGCUGGAAGGAAGUAUGUAAGAAGAAGGAAGAAGGUGGUUUGGGGUUAAGGGAUUUGAAGGAAGUAAAUGAAGUAUCCUGUCUCAAAUUGAUAUGGAGAAUUCUAUCUGGACAGAAUUCAUUAUGGGUGCAAUGGAUUCAGAAGAAUUUGAUCCGCAAAGGUUCUUUCUGGUCUGUUAAGGAGAACUCAACAAUAGGUUCUUGGAUGUGGAAGAAAAUACUUAAGACAAGAGAUGCUGCUAAGGAGUUUCAUCGUGUAGAAGUUAAAAAUGGAGAGUCUACCUCCUUCUGGUAUGAUCAUUGGUGUACAAUGGGGCGCUUAAAAGACUUGUUGGGAGAAAGAAGUUAUAUUGAUAUGGGUAUACCAGAAACUUGGACAGUAGCAGAAGUAAUACAGAAGCAUAGGAGGAGAAGGCAUCGUGUGUAUGGAAAAACAGAGAAGAGAGAUACAAACCAAAUUUCUCAUCAAAGAGUACUUGGCUGCUUGUUUGAAAGGAACACAUAUUGCAACGAUGGAUGGAAUCAAGCCAUUGAUCCUAUAUGCGUCUUGUGCAAGCAGGAAGGGGAGACAAGAAACUACUUGUUCUUCUCUUGUGCUUAUUCAAGUUACAUAUGGCAGAAGUUGAUUGGAGGGUUGCUUGGUACAAGAUACACGGAGCGUUGGGAGGAUAUUAUUGAGAUAAUGCUUGAUCUUAGACAGGACCGGGUUAAGCUUUUCCUGAUAAGAUAUGCAUUUCAGGCAGCAAUUCAUUCGAUCUGGCGAGAGAGGAAUUAUAGAAGACAUGGUGAUAAACAGAUUCCGCAUAUGCUGUUGGCUAAAGUGAUUGACAAGAAUGUGAGAAAUAGACUGUCUACUAUUCAGCGUCAAGGAGACAAGAAAAUGGAGAAGGGAUUACAAGUGUGGUUUGGAACUAGAUAA